This is a messenger RNA of Scomber japonicus (chub mackerel), 3720 nucleotides long. RefSeq names its product discs, large (Drosophila) homolog-associated protein 4b (gene dlgap4b). The coding region runs from base 1 to 3609 and encodes 1202 amino acids. Lineage: Eukaryota; Metazoa; Chordata; Actinopteri; Scombriformes; Scombridae. Gene Ontology annotation, biological process: signaling. The record is from RefSeq and is a predicted model, not a curated record. Gene Ontology annotation, molecular function: molecular adaptor activity. The transcript is spliced from 12 exons. Gene Ontology annotation, cellular component: postsynaptic specialization; glutamatergic synapse.
AUGAAAGGGUUGGGGACCAACCAUAAUAGACACCUGUCUGACUCCUGUGACCCAUCUUCAGGCCAUCCAGAGGCCCUCUACCCUCAGAAGACCAGCACCCUGCCACGCAGUCCUUACCUGCUGAGCCCCACAAUGGAGCACUAUGGCACCAUGGACCCCCACCUCUACCCCUCAGCCAACCCAGGCUCCCUUCCACCAGAAUACAUGCUGCCCCUCAACAACCAGCUGUCAAACAGCAGCACCUUCCCCAGGAUUCACUACAACUCCUAUGACCAAUCUGAUUUCUCUCCACCCGGAGACAGCAUUGGUGGAAUAAGUACAGGGACCAUGGGUACAUCCAUGUCUGUGGGCAUGGGAACAGGCAUGGGCAUGGCAGCGCUGAGUGGACGAACACCUAUGAUUACAAGUGGCUCAGCAACUAUAUCACAUCAUAUGACCAAGAAUCAGGCACCACCCAAUCUUCUGGAACAGUUUGAUAAACAGCUACCUGGUGGCCGGGAUGGAUUCAGCACAUUACAGUUCCAUCGAACAUCUGCAGUAGCUGCUGCCAAGCAGCGCACAGACAGUCCUGGUCGCAUUCGUUACAUGCUGCACUCAGUGCAGAAGCUCUUUGCAAAAUCCCAGUCACUUGAGAGCCAGAACAUGAAAGGAAAUAUCAAUGGACGCUCCACAGGCAGUGGUGGAGGCUCAUCUAGUACCGAAGAUGGAGGGAAGCAAAAUCGCAGAUCCAAAAGUAAAGAUCGUGGUACAAAAUCAGAGGCAACUUCCAAACGACGACCACGCUCUAACAUGUCAGGUUACUGGAGCUCAGAUGACUUAGACAGCAGUGAUUUGAGCAGUUACCAUAAUACAAUGACCAUGAUGACUCUGGGGCGUCCAACUGGCCAUGACAGUCAAGGGGGCCAGAGCAGAUACAUCCACAGUGGCUACAACACUAUCAGCUCCUCCAAAAGCAGCAAUGACAUGAAGUAUCAGACCCUCGCCGGGCCUGGGGGCGGAGGUGGACUUGGGGGACUUGCGGGACUUGGAGGAGCAGGAAGUAUGUUAAUGAAUGAUAGUGAUUAUAUGAAAGGAGGGUCCUGGUCCACAUUAACCAUGGGCCAACCGAGACAGGUGAUCCAGAAGGGCUCAGCCACUCUGGACAGGUCCAUGCUCAAGUCCAAAUCUUGCCAACAGGAGCUAACCUGCAACUACCUGCAGGUUGGAAGACGGGGGGAUUGGAGUAGCACAUUAGGCCGCAGUGGGGGUGCCAAUGAAAUUCCAUGUCGACGGAUGCGCAGUGGUAGCUAUGUGAAGGCCAUGGGAGACAUGGAAGACAGCGACGACUCGGAGGGGAGUCCCAAACCUUCACCAAAAACCGCUGCUCGUCGCCAGAGCUACCUCAGGGCUACACAGCAGUCUCUGAGCGACCAGCUACCCCCACGCAACAGAACCCUGGAUUACACCUUGUUGCAGGGGGAGCUGGAUGCCCUGUGGUCUCCACUCCACAGUGUGUCCUCUCUGCACCAGCUGGGCAGGUCAAUGAGCAGCUGUCUUCCGUCUCUCAGAGAGCUCUCCAAUAACCGCAGCCUGGACAACCUAGACUGUAUUGGGGGUACAGUCUCAUCUUUGCCACAAUGGGAUGAUGAUGACUUCAGCCAAGCCUGCAGCACCUUGGGCAGACGUAGCUGCAUGGGACAGCUACGGGACCUGGAUAUGAGUCAUCAUUAUGAGGACCGCAGCUCCGAGUCCACAUACAGAGGUUCCCGUUCCCAUUCUCAGGACAACUCAGAGCCUCCAGACUUGCCCAUGCCUACAUGCUUCCGAUCCCGCAGUCACAGCUACCUAAGAGCAAUCCAGGCUGGCUGUUCCCAAGAUGACGACACAGCAUCCAUAGACUCAGGCUCACCUCCUCCAAUUGACACCACUGUUCACACCUACAGCACCAGCACUGACGGCCUUUCUACACAGUGGAAGACAUGGAAAGAACAGUUUGGCUCUUACCUGAUAGCCACUGGCUUGGACAAAGCCCCAAAGGAGAAACAACUUGCAAUUUUUCUUCAACGGUUGGGGACAGACAGACCACACAUCCUACCCACACGCACAGUCUCUACAUGCAUAACCACCUGUAAGAAGGCUGCUCCUCCACCAGUGCCGCCCCGUACAACCUCCAAGCCCUACAUCUCUGUGACGGUACAGAGCAGCACAGAGUCAGCCCAGGACAACUACCUGGAUCAGCAGGAUCGUAGGUCAGAGGUCAACAGCCAGUCAAGCCACGCACAUAGCAACUCAUCUGACAGCCUUGACAGCACCCGUGCCAACAGCUUGGCCCGUGGAAUACCCCGCCCUCCACACAUCAUCCCCACUCCCAUCGCCACCCCGAGAGAGCCACUCGCCCCCGCCACUGCCAAUGCAGCCACUGAGACAAGUGACUCAGUACUCCAACAUGAUUCCCUGAAAUCACUAUUAAAUAAAGUGAAUCUAGUGGCAGAGGAGCCCCUAGUGGCCCCAGCACCCAGGCGUAAACUGUCAUCCAUUGGCAUACAGGUUGACUGUAUUCAGGAAGUUCCACGAGAAGAGACCCCACCACUGGCCAAAUUUCAGUCAAUUGGAGUACAGGUGGAGGACGGGUGGCAGCUCAGUCGCUCCAGUAGCAUGGCCUCAAAACAAGAAACAGAUUCAGACACACAAGAAAUUUCUGCCAUUUCCCAUAUCAAUAAUACCAAACCCACUCAGAAGAAAGUCAUGGUCAAUAGUGCCAGCCAAUCCAUGAGCUCCCCCCCUGGACAGGACUCAUUAGACAACGGAGGCACUACUGGUGACACCUCCUCACCUCCACCUCCAAGGCAGAUCCUCAACCGCUCCACCACACGAAGUAGCUCUUCCUCUUUCUCAGAAAGUCUGGACCCAGCGCUGGACCCCUCAUCACUACCACCUCCAGACCCCUGGCUGGAGAGUGGGAAUGGGAGUAACAGCGGCGCCCCCCAAACUGUAAGUGGGGGAACACUUUGUCGGAGAGAUGGCCACUGGUUCCUAAAGCUGCUGCAGGCCGAAACAGGACGGAUGGAAGGAUGGUGCCAGCAGAUGGAUCAGGAGACCAAAGACAACCAGCUCUCAGAGGAAGUGCUGGGCAAGGUCCGCAGUGCAGUUGGAAGCGCCCAGCUCUUAAUGUCCCAGAAGUUCCAGCAGUUCCGGGGACUGUGCGAACAAAACUUGAAUGUGAAUGCCAAUCCGAGGCCCACAGCCCAGGACCUGGCUGGUUUCUGGGACCUGCUGCAGCUCUCCAUCGAAGACAUCAGCCUCAAGUUCGAUGAGCUCUACCAUCUCAAGUCCAAUGACUGGCAGUCUGUGCCAUCUGCGGCUGCCCAGUCGCCCCCUGAGCGGAAGGACGAGGAGAACGUGGCCCCUCCGGCAUCAAAGAAGCCUGGUAAGGGAAGACCAUCGCUGGGCCGCGAGAAGAGCGCUGACUCCUCUUCCACCUCUUCUUCGGCCUCUGCAGAGAAGCAGAGACAGGAGGCUCGCAAGCGCCUGCUGGCUGCUAAGAAGGCUGCCUCAUUUCGCCAGAACUCGGCCACGGAGAGUGCAGACAGCAUUGAAAUCUAUGUCCCUGAGGCCCAGACACGCCUCUGAGAGACAGAGAGAGAAGGAUGUAAGGUUGGAUCAAAGGACAGAUAAGUGUCACUUAUAUACCUGGAGAAAGGAGAGGAAAACUUUUGCCAUGCAAAUGAGCUACUCUGAGUG